Messenger RNA from Octopus bimaculoides (California two-spot octopus), 2710 nucleotides. RefSeq lists its product as uncharacterized. NCBI's taxonomy places the organism in Eukaryota, Metazoa, Mollusca, Cephalopoda, Octopoda, Octopodidae. Gene Ontology annotation, biological process: ubiquitin-dependent protein catabolic process; positive regulation of protein ubiquitination; metal ion transport. The record is from RefSeq and is a predicted model, not a curated record. Gene Ontology annotation, molecular function: WW domain binding. Gene Ontology annotation, cellular component: endoplasmic reticulum; Golgi apparatus; perinuclear region of cytoplasm.
ACUCCGUCGCCGUAUCUGUUGAUACGUUGUGUGGCAUUAAUCAUCAUACAUACACAGGUGUAGUUUCGUCUUACUUCCGAUUGCGUUUGCUUCGUUCGUCCAUUCUUGUUCCUGCCUGUCUGUGUGCCUGCUUCUUCCUGUUUUCUGCCAGUAUCUGCAAUACUCACACAGACACAUAUUCAUACACACUCGUACACAUUAUUCGAGGAACUACUUUUACUUGUCAAGUCAACGAACGUCACGUGAACACCGACGAAUUUCUUUUAACCUUCACUCAGAGAACACUCUGGCCUCACCGACAUUUCACAGAGCUGCUGUAAAGUUGAAGAAGAAAAAGAGGAAAAAAAGGUAUGGCUAGCUGCCCAUCACCAACGUCCCCGACAUCAUCAUCACCGCCAAUAGCAGCAUCAGAUGCCAACCUGACACACAAGACCAGAGUCGUUUGCCUGGCGGACGAAGAGGACGCAGUUUCGAAGCACCGUCUUGAUGCGUUGCCGUCACAGAAUGCCAUCGCUGGAUGCCAGCCACGGGUUCGCGCCCCUCUAUCGACUAUAAACUACGACAGGUCAGAGUCAAAGAUCGCGGAGACUACUUCUACAGCCAGACGUGAGUUGAAUGUUGAUUGUAGUCGCCACGAUAAUACUAGUAGUAGCAGCAACACCAGUAGUAGUCGUUAUUGCAACAAUAUGAACAACAGCGCCAGUAAUAACAAUAAUAUUAAUGGUGGUGGUGGUGGUGGUGGCGGCAAUGAUAAUAUUUGUAGUAGUGGUAGUGGUAGUAGUAGUAGUAGUAGUAAUGGUAGAAAUAUUAGCAGUGUUAAUGUUGCUGUCGCUGAUGAAUGCAGUAAUAGCAGAGAAGAGAUUGAGGUUUCGAGCUCAACUUUACCCGCUUCGCCAUCGGUUGUUGUUGUUGUUGUCGACGAGAGAAUAUCAACAACAAACAGACGAGCGUUAACAGCAUCAACAACAACAACCACAACAACGACGACAGCAGUUGCAGCAGCAACAACGACAGUAGCCUCAACAACAACAACAGCAGCAGCUCCAUUACCAACAACAACAUCGACAACAGUGGUAGCAGCAAAUGAAGAUAACCCAAUGACGACGACGUUGGCGGCGACGACGAUGACUACUACAAUAGCGACUAGUUCGAGCCCAUCUCGCCGUGUUAGCCCAGUUCCUUCGCUCGAUCUACGAAGCCACCACGAAGAUACGGUCACGCGUCGUCCACCUUCCCAGAGCGACACGAGUGCCACACCGACCACAACUCCGACGGCGGCGAUAAUGAGGACGCCACCGUCGCCUCGCUCGACAGUGAUUCUGCCUCUGCCCAGGGUGACCGUUACCUCGCCCUCGGAUCUCUGCCCGCCAAACCCCACGUCGACCGUGCAGAUAGAGUCUCAGAGUCAACAGACACCGCCCUCGCCUACGCUGCCACAACAUCCCAGGUCCGUGGUCAUCGUUCCAUUUCCUACGACCCUUUCGACGGCUACCCAGCUCAGCCUCAACACGAUGGAACCACCGCCGCCGCUGCCUAUGGACACGUCUGCCUUGCCACCGCCGCCUCCCUACGAAGGGUUCAUCAAGGAUGACGACGGCGACGGUGGGAACAAUAGCGUCAACGGAAUCCGCCGCACGCCCGAUGGCUACGGGCUCGCUCACCUGGAUAAUUUACCGUCCUACGCCGUAGCCACCGACCUGCCCACCUAUGAAGAGGCCGAAAUAGCCAAAGCUAAUGAAAUGCGUGAGAAUCGAGACCGGACACACGGUACCAACGGCGCGCAGGUGCCACCUACGGGCCAACAGCAACAACAACAGCAGCAGCACAUGAAUUACCCCGAAGACGAAAGAGUUCCGAGUUAUGAUCCCUAUCACCUGACCGGGGUGUCUCUCGGCACCGACUGGAUCUUCCUCUGUACGUUUGCCAUCUCAUUCUUGUUUAACUGGCUCGGCUUCCUCAUCUCCCUGUGUAUCACCAACACGGUAGCUGGUCGUUGUGGUGCUCUGUCCGGUCUUGGUUUGUCACUGGUCAAGUGGGUGGUGAUAAUGAAACACAACACGAUGGCCCAGGGCUUCAUGCAAGGUGAUUCCUGGGUCUGGUGGAUCCUCAUGAUCUGUGGUUUUCUCCUGUUCCUCAGAGGAUGUAUUCAAUACGUCAACAUGAAAUAUGAAUGGAGAAGGAUUUUCGUCCGACUUCAACAAAUGUAUUUUUCCUGAAUAACCUUCACCUCGCCCUCGUCCCAAAAAUUCAAAAUAGAAGGGAAAAAAAUCAUUUAUAUAUAUAUAUAUAUAUAUAUUGUCGUCUGGGGAGAGUCAUACUGCUUUAAUAUCUAACACACUCGCUGGUUCAGUUUCCACUCAUUUAUUAUUUAUAUUUUUUUCGCUGCUUAUGCAACUAUCCAUUGACAAGGUUGCAAAAGCAACGAAAAUCUUGGAAAGGUAAAAAUAUAAAUAAUAGACGGGUGGAAAUUGAACCGGUGAGUGCGUUAGAUAUUAAGGCGGUAUGACUUUCUUCCCAGACACAACAGAUUUUGUUUCAACUCACGAAUUCACAUCAAGAAUCUCGCAAACCAGAUACAAAAAAGAAAUUAUAUAUAUAUAUAUAACACAAGAACAUUUUGGGGACAGCAGACUGUAACACAAACAAUACUGAUUGAUUCAUUAAUUAAUUAUCAAGCUGUGGGGUAAUAAUAAUUUAUUUCAUUUGUUUA